Molecule: messenger RNA, 1475 nt
Organism: Tripterygium wilfordii
Lineage: Eukaryota; Viridiplantae; Streptophyta; Magnoliopsida; Celastrales; Celastraceae
Exons: 4
Coding region: 387-701 (104 amino acids)
Biological process (GO): autophagosome assembly; protein folding in endoplasmic reticulum
Cellular component (GO): EMC complex; endoplasmic reticulum; membrane
Source: RefSeq, a predicted model, not a curated record
AAAAAUGCUAAAACCAAAACCCCAAUUGAUAUUUGAUACCUAGCAGAGCGACUGCAGAAGGGAGAACUCGGCCUUCGUUUCGGUGGAUCUCUGCCUUUUGACUUAAUGUUAUGGCAGGAAAUAACUUCUCUGAGAAGAAUUCAAGGGAAUCAAUGACUGAUAUACCAAUCUUCAGUGCUGAGAAUACGCAGAGUAACCUGAAAGUUAUAUAUUCCAGCUUUGUUCCAUCUAUUUUGAAGACAGACAGCCUGCCCGACCAACAAUCCUUUGUAGAGUAUGGGAUAAAGACUUUAGGACUGAGCCAAUGGAUUGAAUUCUCUCAAAAUUUGCUCUAAAAAAUUACCUGGUCCUCCUAGUGCCUUCAUGCUGGCUGUUUGCUGUUGUAUAUGAUUCUCUCAUACCUUGAGGACUGGUUUCAUCUGAUUCAAAUUGGACCUUGCUUAUAUCAGCCGAACAUUCACGUCCAUCAUUGGUGGGGUCAUUUCUGGAAUUUUGGGAUUCACGGGCUUAUAUGGAUUUUUUUUUAUUUCCUCAUCAUGGAAAUCACUUCAGCUGGACUCGUAGCCAAGGCAAAGUUCUCCGUUUAUUCAUACUUUGAUAGCUGGAACCGGAUUAUGCUGGAUGGGAUUAUGGGUGGCCUUAUGAAAAUAGCAUCUACAUGCAAGUUGAAAGCCACCUUGUUGGAGGUUGUUGCCAGUUAAAUCUUUCACCAAGAAGCCUAACAAGCUAAAAUACUACCGUAGAUGACACCUUUGUCUUCUACACUAGUAUACAUGGCAUGCCAGUUUUGCCAUAUAACUCAAAAGGAGUAGAUAGUCAAAUACUACUAUGUAUAUUAUUUUGGAGAUUCGCUUGUGAUUGUUCAAGUUUUUCGCCUGGAAGUUAGUCGACAUGUUGCAGUAAAUGAUGCAGCGCAGCAUGUGUUGUCUUGGUUUAAGUAGUGUGUAAGCAAGAAGACGUUGUUUGAACUUUGAAUAAAGUUGUGCCCUUUGGAAGGUUGGUUGUUGAGGCUCGGUACCUUACCCUAUGAGUGGCUGAACUUGUCAUUAACUCAUAUUUAAAAGUCAGUCAAGAUAGCAGAUUUGGCAAUUAAGUCGUGUUUAGUGGGUCCAUUUCCAGAUAUAUAGGUUUCAAGAAGCUUCUGGCAAGGGUAUACAAAAUCACAAUCUUCUUGUUGAGCUAUUUGCUUUGGAGAGUGGCCUUCUCGAAUGGGAUUCAUUUCCUUGAGUUCAUUUCAAUUUUCUUGUUAAUUUCAUUUCUCUUGAAUGGAAAAUCUGUAAAAAGUCAGAAAUAGUUAGAAUCUUGAAUUCCCUGUUGUUUCUUGAGAGCUCUUUUUAAUUAGUUGUUGGUUGGAGAGUGGGACGCAGAACAUUCUUCUUGCUUCCAUUCUGCAAACCCAAUUUGCUUGCCUUUGGUUUGAAACUUGCUGACAUUAUUCUAUCUCCAAUAGUUAUUGAUAACAUCUUUAAGCCCUU